AUGCACUCCAUUUCUGACCUGACCACCUUUUGUCGAAAGACCACCGGCGAUGUCCCGCCUAAACUCGUUGGCGCCUCUACGACGGUGGUGGGCAACAAGAUGUACCUCUUCGGAGGUCGUCUUGUAGCAGAGCGCCGGAUGGUAGCGGACUUGUACGCCUUCGACCUUCGCACGUUGAACUGGGAGCGCAUGCCGGCAGCACCAGAAGAUGACGUCCCGGCGGCGCGGUAUUUCCACAGUGCAGAUGCCUGCAAGUCUUUCCGCCGGAAUAACCAUCUCGUCAUCUUCGGCGGCAUGGGUAACAAGCCUGACGCGAUCAACCCUGAAGACCUCAUCGUCCUCAAUGACGUUCGCCUAUUCGACCUAGCCUCAGGACACUGGGUGUCCAUCUCGGGUCCUGAGCUUCCCUCUGCCAUACAACCCAAAGCCCGCUACGCCCACCUUUCGUCCGUCACCGGCGACCGCCUCUUCGUCAUCGGCGGCCAGGACAUAAAUAACGUCUGGCUUGAUGACGUCUACAUUUACGACCUCAAGACGAGGCAAUGGAUUCACCGUCGAGACUACCAGCGCCAUUGUGGUACAUACCGCAGUGUUGCUGUGGCGGCGGACCUGCGGGUGAGGAUGCCUCAGGACGAGCUCCGCGGCCAACCCUCCACACUCGGUCCUCCUGGGACGCGCUUCACCAAAGAGGACCAAAAACUCAAUAAGGAGUUCACGCCGUCAGAGUCGCUCGUACACCUUCCUUACUCCACCAAGCCGACGGACGAUUACCCGAACGACAUCUACCUCUACUCCAACUACAACUUCACCGACGUCAAGCGCGAGCUUGAGGUCUUCACCCCACUUCCCUCUGAGGCAGACUUUGCCAUCACCGAUCGGUCCUCAUCCAUGACCGGCUCUGCGCUUCCGCCAGGCCUCCGUUUCCCCGCCGGUGCCAUCCUCGGCACGCAUCUCAUCAUUGCUGGAACCUACCUCGCGCAUACGUACCAAUCCUUUUCCAUAUGGGCCCUCGAUCUCAUCACCAACACCUGGGCGCGCAUAGACCCGGGUUCGACUCUCUCCAGCGGCUCGUGGUUCCGCUCCUGCCUUUGGGCGGAAGCGAACAAGUUCAUGAUAUUCGGGAAUAGGAAGGGCAACCUCGUUGAGGACUACAACAGACGCUUGCUCAGCUGGGACCACGUCGCGACCGUCGAUCUGGAGGCGUUCGGGAUGUAUCAACCGCCCAAGCUUGCACUCGAGGUGCCGAUGCAGGAGCUUGGGCUUGCCGCGCUCGAGGAGGAGGUCCUCGCUGACUUCGAGAUCAUCUGCGACGACGGGCGCAAGAUUCGUUGCUCACGUCAAGUUCUCGAGGAGCGCUGGCCAUGGUUCAAGGCACAGCUCAUCACCUUUAUGCAAGAGGCCGCGCGUCUUUCUGCCUCAUCUUCGGGAGGUAUCCCGCCGCUACCAACAUUACCCGGCUCCUCACCCUCGUCUGAACCACGGCACGACCCCCGCCUGACGCCGCGCAGCUUCCAGCUUUCAGAACCAUACCCGAUCAGCCUCGCGUUUCUGCAAUACUUCUACACCCGCGCGCUUAUCACGCCACUCCAGCACGCGCCGGCCGUGCUCAGCCAAUUGCUCGUGCUCGCGAGCACCUACGACCUGCCGCACCUGCAAGACCUCGUUGUGCAUGCCAUGCACCGCGCGCUUAGCAACUCGACGAGCGUUGGCGUGUACGAAGUCGCGACGCUCUGCUCGUGUCGCAGCCUCCAAAUUCGUGCGCUCAAGACGGUCAUGGCGUACAACCAGCGCCGGCCGACCGGCCGCUCUCGCCGAGACGCUGACGGGGCCGGCGGCGGUCCAGGCUCCGGUCCAGGCUCCGGCUCCGGGAGACGCGCCGACCGGGAAGACCGUGACCGGAACGGGUACGGCGGGGGCGGAGGUGGGAGGGACACGUCGAGCGCGGCGCGUCCUCGGGGGAUGUCGGACGCGUACAUGCGCGGCACGGCGUAUACAGGGACAUCGGUGGGCGGCGGUGGGAGCAGCCGCCCUAUCGGCACCAUGGCCAGUGUUUCGCCUGCGGGUCAGUCUUCUACUUGGAUGUUGUAA
Molecule: messenger RNA, 2088 nt
Organism: Punctularia strigosozonata HHB-11173 SS5
Lineage: Eukaryota; Fungi; Basidiomycota; Agaricomycetes; Corticiales; Punctulariaceae
Product: galactose oxidase
Exons: 4
Coding region: 1-2088 (695 amino acids)
Biological process (GO): cell redox homeostasis
Cellular component (GO): mitochondrion; cytosol
Molecular function (GO): protein binding
Source: RefSeq, a predicted model, not a curated record